AUGCGGUAGGUUCCGUGUCAGCCGCGCAGCUGUGCGGGGUCGCACCCAGCCGGCCCGGGGUCCGGAGGCCGCGCGCUUCUGCGCUCGUUGCGCUGCCUGGCAGCAGGGCCCUCCACUCCCCGCGCGUCGGUGUAAGACGGUGGCUUUCGUUACCUUCCGCACCUGCCUGUCCCCGGUGCGGCAGCGUCUCCCGCACCGUGGCUUGGUUGUCCCGAUCUAGCCUCGGCUUUGACACUUCCAGAUCGUCACCGGGGACGCUUGACUCGCCCUAACGGUGCUUGGAGCUGCCCUGUUUCCUAGGGCGUCUUUCUGCGGAGGCCAGAGCCUUGGACACAGCCUCAGGCCCUCCAGCGACAUGGAUCAAAAACUGUUAAAGUUGGUAGAAGAGCUCACAACUUCAGGAGAACCCCAACUGAAUCCUGAGAAAAUGAAGGAACUGAAGAAAAUUUGCAAGUCUUCAGAGGAGCAGCUCAGCUGUGUCUACCGCCUGCUGAAAACACAGCUGACCCAGGACCAUGCUGAGGUCCGCCUGUCCGCCUUCCAGAUCGUGGAUGAGCUCUUCACCAGGUCUCACCAGUUCAGGGUGCUGCUUGUUUCUGACUUCCAGGAGUUCCUGGAGCUCACACUGGGCACCAACCAUGAGCAGCCCUUGCCACCCCCCAGAGAGGCAGCCCAGAGGCUGAGGCAGGCAGCCCUGCGAGCUGUGGAAGGGUGGAAUGAGAGGUUUGGUGAGGCCUAUAAGAAGCUAGCCUUGGGCUACCACUUCUUAAAACACACCAAAAAGGUGGACUUUCAGGAUGUAAAUGGGAGGACUCUGGCAGAAAGGCAGCAAGAAGAGCAGAAGCAGAGGCACUUGGAUAGAAUCUACAGAGAAAGAGCCAAGCAGGCCGAAAGGGAAAUGGAAGAGAUGUCUGCAGAAGUUGGGUGCUGUCUGACGGAAGUGGAGAACUGCUUCAGGCUGCUGGUGCCCUUGGACUUUGACCCGUGUCCAGAAGCCAGCUUCCUUGAUGAGGGUCCCCCUGGUUCCUUGAGCUCAGACUGGGAAGUCCCUCACUGGUCUAGCACUCCUGAUGCCCCAGAUGAGCCAUGCUGCAGCAAGGACCUGCCUGCCUCUGCAUACCACCCGGGGGCCACUGGUGCUGGGGAGGGGCCGCCCCAGGCAGCCACAGGGGACCCCUUGGAGGACGAGGAGCAGCCGUGCUGCAGCAAGGACCUGCCCGCCUCUGCGCAACACUCAGGGGCCGCAGGUGCUGGGGAGGGGUUGCCCCAGGCAGCCGUGGAGGAUGCGCCCCAGGACGAGUGCAGCGGGGAGCAGUUUGUGCGCAGCCAUGGGCUGGGCUCACACAAGUACUCGCUGGACGUGGAACUGCCCUUGGACGGUCUGAAGGUGCAAGAGAAUGAUGACAACCUUGCUGUCCUCCAUGCUGCCCGCGAUGCAAUCAAGCUCAUCCAGAACAAGUUCCUGCCAGCUGUGUGCUCCUGGGUCCAGAGGUUUACCCGAGCAGGGACCCAUGGUGGACACUUAUGGCGUGCCAUCGACUUGAAGGCAAAACUGGAACUUGCGCUGAGAAAGUAUGAGGAGCUUCACGUGCAGCCUGAGUGGGGACCAAGGAGCAAGACUGAAGCCCCAGGGGAUGAGGAGGAUGAGGACGACGAGGACUUUGUGGAGGUGCCGGAGAAGGAGGGGUAUGAGCCCCACAUCCCUGCCCAUCUGCGGGCUGAAUAUGGACUAGUGGCUGAGCACCCUCCUGCCCCGGCCUCCCUGUCUGGGCUGGAGCCCAAAGCCCCUCUGCAGGCUCUGGAGAAAGAUGCAGCUGCACAGGGCUCACAGGCGAGGAAGAGGACGAGAAGGGACGAGGAGGCGUCGGACCCCACCUCUGCUGCUGCCCAGCUGUGGCAGCCCCAGGACUGCCUGCCUCCUGUCCUACCCUCCUCUGUCAGGGCUCCACUGGGACCAGAGGAGGCCCAGAAACUGGCGGAAGAGCGGGCCCGGGCGCCCGUUGUACCCUUUGGAGUGGACCUGUGCUACUGGGGCCAGGAGCAGCCGGUGACCGGGAAGAUCCUCAGGUCUGAGUCUCAGCACCGUUUCUGGAAGCCCCGGGAGGUAGAAGAGGAGGUGGACAGUGCAGAUGUACCUGCCGUGCUCCAGAGCCGCCGCAUCACUUUUGCAGGGAAGUUUGAACCUGUGCAGCACCAGUGCCGGGCCCUGAGACCUGAUGGCCGGCUCUGUGCGCGCCAGGACCGGCUGAAGUGUCCUUUCCAUGGGAGGAUCAUCCCCAGAGAUGACGAGGGGCGGCCCCUGGACCCAGAGGACAGGGCCCGGGAGCAGCAGCAGCCACCACACAAGCAGUCACGCCCAGACUGGCAGGACCCAGAGUUCAUGAGGGAUGUGGAGGCAGCCACAGGGGCAGACCUGGGCUCGUCGAGGUACAGCCAGAAGGGCAAAGGGAAGCGGAAGAAGCACCCCAACCUAACGGACCUGCGAGAGCGAGCCAACACCAGCCGGGCCUGCCUCAGGAAGAAGGUCUUCGCCAAGGCAGCUGUGCGAAGAGUGGUCACUGCCAUGAACCAGGUGGACCGGAAGAAGCAUGAGAAGUUUGCAAACCAGUUUAACUAUGCGCUGAAUUAGAGGCUCUGCCGUGGCCCCUGAUCGUCAGCUCUUCUUCCUCUGCCAGCACAGGGAGGGAGUGUGGGUGUCCAUCUGGGAAGGGGCCUUUCUUGUGUGUGGUCAACAUCAGGGAAUGGUGUGCCAAGAUGCCCUGCAGUGGUGGCCUUCACCUGCCUGGGGGCCACCACCACCUGGUUGCUACGUGUCCCCUGUGGGGCAUCCUGUGAGUUCUUUUGAGCCUGUGCACUGGGCAGUGCGGUCAGAGCCCAUGGACGGGCCCACGGUGGGCAGAGCAGCUCUGGGAGGCCCACGCUCUGUCACUGUGCCCGCAAUGGGAACUCAACCCUAGUGGAGGCCAAGUCCAGGCUUCGGUGGCCCUAGUUCCCCCGCAGGGCUGCUGAGGAGGCCCCUGCCCCCUGCGGAGUGUGGCUUCAGGGGCAGUGCGGGCUCACGCGGCUGCACUCCAGAGCACUCUGCUGCCCUACAGGAGCCGCUGGCCCCUUCCUGCCCGGGUCUGCCUCUGCCUUCUGGACAUUUCAGAUAUGGAGUUGUUCACAGGUGGCCUUCGUCGCGCUACUGCCCCUUGGCGGAUGUUGUCAGACCUCCAUCUGUGGCACCUCAGUCCUCCUUCCUUUGCACCACCUGGAGCCGAGAGGCUCCUCGGGUGUUCCUCUUUUGACCUUUGGGGUAGUCCCACGUUUUGGCCGUUGGGAAUAGCACUGCUGUGAGCGUGUGUGGACAAAGGUGGACAGAGGUUGUCCACACGAGGGAUACACCAGGGGGCAUAGUGACUCCAUGCCCCACCUUUCAGUGAACUGCCAGGCCCCCUUCCACGGGGAGGGUCUCCAUCCUGCACCCCACCAGCAGCCCGCGAGUCCCGCUGGCCUGCUUCCUUACCAAGCUCAGGGUCACCUGACUUUUUAGUUUCUCGCAGUCUUUGUAGACGUGAAGGGUUUGCUCGUGUUCAGAUUUGCAUCUCUGUAAUAACCAACGUUGAGCAUCUUCUGUUCUUAUUGGCCAUCUGUAUGUCUUUUUUGGAGAAAUGUCUACCCAGAUCUUUCCCGUCUUUAAUGGGGUAUGUGUCCUGUGUUGUGAGAGUUUUGCAGAGAGUCUGGAUACCAGGCCCUUGAUACUUGCUGAUACCUCUGUCUCCUGCCUUUUCACCUUCCCGUAGGAUCUUUUAAGAGUCAUUAUUUGUUGAAGUCCAACAUGUGUGUCUUUUUCUUUUGUUGCUUGUGCUCUUGGCGUCACGUCUGUGAUGCCAUUGCUCAUUUCAGGUCACAAAGAUUCGCUCUUCAGUUUUUUUCCUAAGACUUUCCUAUUUUUAGUUUUUAGUCCGGUCUUGGGUCCAUUUUAGGCUGAGUUGUGUAAGGUGUGAGGUGGCCCAGCCUCCUCCUCUUGCACCGUUUGUUGAGAAGCCUGUCCCCUGGGCCUGCCUGGCACCCUGCUGGCCCCCAGUCUGCAGUCCUCUCUCCGGCCGGCCGGCAGCCCUUUACUGCUGCGGUGCUACGGCUUCGGUAGAUUGUGUAUUUGGUGAACAUGAGUCCUUCAGCUUUGUUCUGUUCAGUGUUUUUGGCUAUUUUGGGGUCCUUUGCAUAGAAUGAAUUUUAGGAUUAGUUUGUGAGUUUUGGGGGAAAAAAAAACCCUACAAUUUUGAUAGAGAUUGUAUACAGUCUAUAGAUCAUUUUGGGAAAUAGUCCCAUCUUGUCUUCUGAGUCAUGAAUUUUUGAUACCUUUCCAUCUAAUUGUCUUUAGUGUGUUUUACAGAGUUUUUAUGAGUGUUCAUACAAAAUUGAAGCUGGCUGCAGUGGUGCAUACCUAUAACCCCAGUAACUGGGGAGGCUGAGGCAGGAGGAUUUCAAGGCCAGCCUCAGCAAUUUAGUGAUGUUGGGGAGCAGACAGAUGUGAGUGGUGGGAACAGGAGGUUAAGAGGAUGACUCUAUAACAUGGGCCCACUGUGCCCACCCCCACAUGCUUUAUUUUCUAAGAAGCAAUUUACCUGCAACCUUGCCUGGCCGAAGUGGACAGGAUGUGGCACAUUUCUCAGGAAAUUACUUGUUACCUGCAGGAGAAAUGCAGGCUGAAAAUAAUGUUGAUGAUGGGGCUGGGGCUGAAGCUUAGUGGCAGAGCGCAUGACCCUUAGUAUCACAUAGAACACCUGAAUAAAAUAAAGGCAUUCUAUUCAUCUACGACUACAGAAAAAAUAACAAUGUUGAUGAUGAGGGCGCGGUGGCCACGCUGGUCAUCCCAGUAGCUUGGGAGGCUGAGGCAGGAGGAUCAUAAGUUCAAAGCCAGCCUCGGCAACUUAGUGAAGCCCCAAGCAAUAUAGUGAGACCCUGCCUCUAAACACAAAAAGGGCUGGGGGUGUGGCUCAGUGGUUCAGUGCCCCUGGGUUCAAUCCCUGAUGUAUUAAAAAUGAAAUUAAGAAUUUAUGGUUAAAAAUUCAAUUAGAAAUAGUGAGCAUGGGCCAAGGUGACCUCGAGUUAUAGCAGUGGGUCUUGAAAGAUGAUGUCAUCUGUCAGUCAAGGUGGACUUGGGUGGGACUCUCUGGAAACUUCUCUGGAUCCCAAGUAAAACUGGAGCCUUGAGAGUGUCCCUGUCCCUUUUCCUGGACCUUUCUACCCAUCGUGGGACUGGGGCCUGCCCUCCUCCUGCUCUGAGGAGCCCUGCCCUGGAACAGCAAGACCCUGCAACUCAGUGGGACCCUGUCUCAAAAAGUGAAGGGGCUGGGGACCCGGGUUCCAUCCUCAGCACCCGUAGAAAUGAAGGCAUGGUGUUGUGUCCUUCUACACCAAAAAAUAAAUAUUAAAGAUAAGUAAGUGAAAAAUAAAAAGGGGUGGGGAUGCAGCUCAGAGAUUAAGCACCCUGGGUUCAAUCCACAGUGCCAAAAAAAAUAAUAAAUCAUUCCUAAGUGUUCUUUUUGAUGCUAUUAUAAAUUUGUUUGCUCUCUGAGUUCCAUUUUCCAAUUAUUUGUUUGUUGCUAAUGUAUAAAAUACAACCGAUUUUUGCAUGUUGAUCUGUAUCCUUGCUAAUAAGCUAGUCUGUUGGUUCUAAGUGUGUGUGUGUGUGUGUGUGUGUGUGUGUGUUUUCCAAACACUUUUUUGUGCACAGUCGUGUCAUCUGCAAACGGAGAUCUUUUCCUUCUUCCAUUGCAGGCUGGGUGCUUCCUGUGCCUGUGUCUUGCCUCAUUGCUGGGCUGGCACCUCCUGCCUGGUGAGGACCAGACCUGACAGAGCAGAGGCCCCUGUCUUGCUCCUGAUCUCGGGGGUGGCUCUCGGCCUUUCCCUGCUGAGUGUGAUGCCAGCUGUGUUCUGAAGCAUCACAUUUCCAGAGCGAAGUCCCCUUACUCCUGAUUGUCCCUUUGUCAUGAAGGAUCGUAUUUUAUCAAAUGCUUUUUGUUUCACUGCCAAACGCUUUUUCUCAUUCUCAAGAUGGUGAAAUGGUCUUGCCCCGUUCUCCUGAUCAGGCUGGGGCCUCCCGGAUGCCUCGUGGGUGACACUCUUGCACUCCUGCCAUAGGAUGGGUCCUCUCCUUGUGCUGCUGGGUCUGUCCGCUGGUGUGGUGCAUCUGGAUUCUUAGGGGACGUUGGUUUGUCAUGUUUCUUGUGACAUCCUUGGUAUCAGGGUCUUGCUGGCCUCCCAGAACGUGGUGGGAAGUGCCUCUCUCCUGUACUUUGGAAGUUGCGGGGACCGGUCAUCAUCACUCCAGCCCUGGUUGGGGUUCACCAGCAACACCGUGGCCCUCGGCUUUGUGAGACUCCUUAGCUGGUGGUGACCUGAGUCCGUGGAGCAGCUCACUCUGCCCAGGAGCCGUCCUGCGCCUGGUGACCUGUGCUGGGCGGGACUGCUGCUGCUCACGUCUCCCUGCGCCCAGUGCUUGGAUUCUCUCCCCUGCUCUCGCCCCUUCCUCCCUCCUUCUCCCUUGGUCAGUCUGGCUAAAGGUUCAUGACUUUGUUGUUCAUUCAAAGAAAUGACCACUGGUUCUGUUGAUCGUUGACUUUUCCGUGCUUUAUUCCGCUGAUCUCUACUUCGACCGGCACCAUCUCCUCUGAGUGCUUUGGCUCUAGUUCACUGGGUGUGUUUCCUGAGACAGAAGAGUCGCUUCCUGGCUGCAGCCCUCAGUUUCAGUGUCUACCUGGGCUCUCAUGUGAGCACUCCUGGAUGCUGUGUUCCUGCACUCCUGUUCCUUUUCGCAGUCCUGGUGGCAAGCGCUCUCCCACAGUGCUGUGCCCCAGCCCUUUCUAAAAUCUAAUUUUAAAAAAGAUGAGAAGACUUUAAAGCACCCUGAAUUCAUUUCCUAGUACCCAAAAAUAAAUAAACCUAGAACCUGG
This is a messenger RNA of Ictidomys tridecemlineatus (thirteen-lined ground squirrel), 6938 nucleotides long. RefSeq names its product UV stimulated scaffold protein A (gene Uvssa). Gene Ontology annotation, biological process: transcription-coupled nucleotide-excision repair; response to UV. Gene Ontology annotation, cellular component: chromosome. Gene Ontology annotation, molecular function: RNA polymerase II complex binding. NCBI's taxonomy places the organism in Eukaryota, Metazoa, Chordata, Mammalia, Rodentia, Sciuridae. The record is from RefSeq and is a predicted model, not a curated record.